Molecule: messenger RNA, 3782 nt
Organism: Sciurus carolinensis (gray squirrel)
Lineage: Eukaryota; Metazoa; Chordata; Mammalia; Rodentia; Sciuridae
Gene: Zcwpw1
Product: zinc finger CW-type and PWWP domain containing 1
Exons: 16
Coding region: 1613-3547 (644 amino acids)
Cellular component (GO): nucleus
Molecular function (GO): zinc ion binding
Source: RefSeq, a predicted model, not a curated record
CCCAAUGGUGGGAUUGUUUUUUACAUAUUUGUACAUGUACACAAAGUAACAGUAUACUUUGGCCAAUAUUAUUCCCCAGUAUUUCCCCUCCCCUCCCUUUCCUGAUCCCUGAGUAUCUUAAAAUCUUCAUAUUCUUUAACCAGGAGUGUAUAGGAACCAAAGAGUCUAUUUUAUGUUGUCUUUGUCUCUGUGGUGGGAGAUAGUAGAGUUAGAAUAAUUGAGUUUCAGUUCCAGGGUCUUCAAAGUUCAAAAUCAACAGCCAGAAACAAGAUCACUAAGUACAAUAGAUGUGUUUUUAGGGUUGAGAGGCAAAAAUCUGGGUUCUGGGUUCUAAUAUGUAUUAAGACUAAGACUUUUGGGCAAAACAUUUGCCUCACAUUGUGUAUUUUUCAUCUGUAAAAAGAGGGAAACUUUAUGUCUCUAAAGCCCUCCUAGAGCAAUAGUGUUUGUUAUAAUUACCAAAAUCAGGGAGGCUGGGGAUGUCACUCAAUGGUAGAAUGCUUCCCUAGCAUGCUGGAAGCCUUGGGUUCAAUCCCCAGAACUGAAAGAAAAGAAAACAAAUCCAAACCUGGGGCAUAUGCUCUAAGGCUGUGUGUUUUAACAUGUAUUCUUAUGUAUGCUUUCUGUUUGUUGUAUUAAAAUGAUGGUGAAACAUUGAAUUAGACUGUUGGGUUGUAGCAUAGCACAGUUAACAGCACAUUGAAUCCCACAUGUUCCAAUCCUGAUUUUAUUAUUUAUUAAUUACUCAAUAUCUCUAAAUCUUUGUAAGCUCCAAUCUCGCCACAUUUGAAAUGAUAUCUAUCUCAUAUUUGUUGUGAGAAUUAAAUAGAUAAUAUAUAAAGGGUAAAGAAAAUAGUGUUGAAUAUAUGUUCACCAUUACCAUUAGUUUCAAUAUUAAUAAAAAUUGAUACUAUUGAUGCAGUGUAGAACGUCUCUGAGUAGAUUGCUGAAGAAUAACUAUGACUAUCAAAGAAGGUACUAAGUUCUCAUUGCUAGGUUUUAAGUAGAGGGAUCAGAUAGAAGGUGCUAAGUUCUCUGAAGACCUCUUCUGGUUACCAAAUAUUUCUGACACUGAUAGAUUCUAGCAUUUGGGGAAACACUAGCCUGAGGAUCUAAGCAAAUGGAAAGCAAACAUUAUGAUGAUGUCAAAAGGGGAGUCUCUAUGCAUAAGAACCUCUAAAUUAAGUCAGAGAUUGCCAAAUUAUUUGUGUUCUAAGUAUUUAGGGGAACUUAAGGAAAUGAGAAAAGAGUUUACUCUUUAACUCUCAAGACUGUCCAUGCUCUACAACCACUACUUCUACUAAUGCUUCUAUCGUUGCCACUCUUAUGGCCUCCUAAUAUGAGUGCCCCUUACAUCAAACAUGGUUCUAAGCACUAAAAACACUAAGGAUUGUUACUCAUCUUUAAAAUAGUAUUUCUCAUUAUUCCUUGGUAUAUAACUGGUACUGCUGAGUGGGGGAGAAGUAUAGUCAAAAAAGCAGAAAUGUAGUCGGUAUUCCCAGGCAAACAGAUCCUGAACCCAAGAAAACAGGGAAAGGAAAAUGUAAUCAGAGUCAUAGUUCAUUUCUUUUUCCUAACAGAGGCAAAGAAAGUGUAGUUUCUCAGCUGAGUGAUGACAACAUUACAGAAGAAAGAAGAAUGUGGAAAGGGACCAAAGAAAACCUUUGCCCCACCUACUCAAAAAUUGCAUAGCAUGAUAUUGCAUGGCCCUAACUCACACAGAGAUGAGACCCUGGGGAUCAGUUCCCCAAUGGCAGAAGCCAAGCCAAGCCUACCAAAAGCCAGGUUAGAGGAAGAGGAGAAGGCAACCACAGAGGAUGGUCCAGGGGUUGGUCAGGAGAAAAAAGGAAAGGCUCAAGACAGCAAGCCAUCAGAGAAGAAAGAAAAGGGAAAAUCAAGUCUUACCAAUGCAGAAUUUGAAGAGAUUGUCCAGAUUGUGCUUCAGAAGUCCCUUCAGGAAUGCUUGGGUACGACUUGUGGGAUGGGAUCUGGUCUUAAUUUUGCAGCGACUUCCUGUGUCCAAACCAUAGUACAUACUGAGUCAGACAGAGAACCAGGCAUUGCUUCUGCUACUGAUCAUGAUAAUGCUGAUGGAGAGAGGAAAAUGGUACCUCAUACUCCAGAGAUUUCAGCCUCUAUAGAAGAUGAACUUACCCCAGAGCUAAGGAUAUCUAAAUCAGGCCAGCCAGUUCCUGCAUCCUCUGAGAAGAAAUUUAAUAGACUUUCCUUAAGCAAAAGAAAGAAGGAAACACAAUAUGAAAAAAUGGAGAAAGUUCAAGGUGGACAUGAGUGCAGAGGGAAAGACCAAUCAGAGAAAAUGAUUCGGGGUGAUUCUCAGAUCAGAGGUCAGCAAAAAGGAGAAGAAAGUGGUUUUGGUCGAUGUUUAGUUUGGGUCCAGUGUUCCUCUCCAAACUGUGAGAAAUGGAGGCGGCUGCGUGGGAACAUUGACCCCUCAAUUCUCCCAGAUAAUUGGUCUUGUGAGCAGAAUACAGACUUGGAUUAUAAUCGCUGUGAUAUUCCUGAGGAGAUCUGGACAGGGCGUGAGAGUGAUGUGGCCUAUGCCUCCUAUGUCCCAGGAUCCAUCAUCUGGGCCAAGCAAUAUGGUUACCCCUGGUGGCCAGGCAUGGUAGAAUCUGAUCCUGACCUGGGGGAAUAUUUUCUCUUCGCUUCUCAUCUUGAUUCUCUGCCUUCUAAGUACCACGUGACAUUUUUUGGAGAAACAGUUUCUCGUGCUUGGAUCCCAGUCAACAUGCUAAAGAAUUUCCAGGAGCUGUCCCUGGAGCUAGCAGGAGUGAAAAAGUGCAGGAAUAAGGACUACAGCCAGAAACUGGUGGCAGCCAUCAUGAUGGCUCAGAAGGCAGAACAGACCAGCAUUGGGGAGAGGGUCAACUUGUUUGGUUUCUGGAGCCGUUACAGUGGAUCUGACAGCAGUGGGGAUGGAAAAGACUUAAUGCUUUCUGGGGCUAACAGCCCAGAGUCCUGCUUGGAAAAAGAAGAAGAGGAAUCAGAGAUAGAGGAGGAGAAAGAAGAGAAAAGAGACCCAACUUUGCCUGGUCCCAAGCCAACCAAAACACAUUCAAAAAAGUCCAAGGCAAGACGCAUGACAGAUGGACAAGAUGCGACCGUGAAAAAGAAGAUAGUGAAGAGACCUCUGGGCAGUGAAUCCAUGGUGCCUCCUGAACCCAUAAUGGGAAGGAAAGAAGGGCAAAGGACUUCAAAUCUGGACCAGCCAGGCCCUAAGAAAAAAUUCCAGGUUCCCCAAAACAAGGCCUUAGCAACCACCUUGUCUCAGGAAAAGGAAGUUAGAAUGAUGCCAAAGGGCCCAACCCAACCAGCUCCUCAUGGGGCUUGUCCCCUGGAGGGAAAAGAAGGGCUUAGACCCCAGGAGCCUCCAACUAAAGAAGCUGAAAGUAUCCCCACUGAAGAUGAAGCCUCCAGUGACCUGGAGCAACUCAUGGAAGAUAUUGGAGGAGAGUCCAAGGAGCAAGGGGAGCCGCGGCACGGAGAGGAUGCAGAGGGGUUCCCCGCGGCCUUUUUUGAGGAGUAGUCCUGUGCUCUUACCCUGCUGAUCUCUAGCAGUGAGGAGUCUCUCGGGGUCCCUGAGCAGAUAACUGUUGGGGUUGUUAAUUGGCUACAAGGUUCAAUUCAGUUGUGCAGUUUAUGUGUUAAUAAAGCAGGUUACUGACGUGAUUGGUUUGGUUUGUCUCUAAGCAGUGCUUCAUUUUGGCUUCUUUCCCUCCACAUGUCACUGUGGCACAUUAGUGCCUCUGAUGGGAGGCUUG